Messenger RNA from Phytophthora sojae, 4518 nucleotides. RefSeq lists its product as hypothetical. Bases 1 to 4518 code for a protein of 1505 amino acids. Gene Ontology annotation, biological process: intraciliary retrograde transport. Gene Ontology annotation, cellular component: axoneme; ciliary basal body; intraciliary transport particle A. Gene Ontology annotation, molecular function: protein binding. The record is from RefSeq and is a predicted model, not a curated record. The transcript is spliced from 4 exons. Lineage: Eukaryota; Oomycota; Peronosporomycetes; Peronosporales; Peronosporaceae.
AUGGCCUUGUUCUAUGACUACAAUGUCGCGGUGCCGGCGAACCUGCGGCAGGUCUGCUCGGUGUGGGGGGAGCUGGACCCCGUGCUUGCGGUAGCGCUGGAGAACCGGGAGAUCCACUUUUUCACGGAUGAGGGCGAGAAGCAGCAGGGGCUGGAGAACUACUCGCGCAGUGCCGACAUCGUCACGAUGGCCUGGCAGCCUCGUGGUGGUGCACUCGCUGUUGGCUGGAGCGAUGGCAUGGUAUCGUUGUGGGUGUUCAAGGAACAAACGGCGCGCGAGGUGAACUCGCCGCAUACGAGCCGUGUGUGCCUGCUGAAGUGGGCGCCAGCAGGCAACCGUCUAAUGUCCGCAGAUGAAAACGGCGUGUUUGCCGUUUGGAAAGUGGACAGUCGCUGCCAGCUCACGCUCAGCACGCAGUACGCACGUCAGGGAAGCUUUACCCACUGUGUCUUCGCCACCCUACCUGCGUCGAGGGACAACAAUGCAAAGAGUGAUCACUUCUCUCAGCACGCGUGUCCACAGUUCUUUUUUGGUGGUGAGGUGGGCUCUGUCCAUCGUGCAGACGAUUUGGGGCACAUUACGGACGUCCAAGUCCUGAACCACGCUAUUGAUUCGAUGAUGUUUUAUGAGGAGCAAAGCCGUCUGAUUGUUAUCACACGAGCGGUGCAGCUCUUCGUGUACCAAGUUGGUACUACUGAUGGCACCGUGAAGCUCACCACCAAGGUCAAACUGAGUCUAGCGGGAGAAGGCUCGCUGCUAGAAACCAAGUGGGCGGGCCCUGGACUACUUGCGAUUGCGUCUGGCGAAGCGAUUGUACGGUUUUGGAACAUCUGUACGGAAGAAAACAGUGUGUUGAGCUUACCAAAGUCAAGCGGGCUGAACUACAACGUCAACAACUUAAGUUUUUCUCCACGGAGGCGUGUACUUGUGGCUGGUACGGCUCAAGGAGCGGUUUUCUUCUGGCGUGCCACGACCUUCGUUGACAAUACCCAAGGUAACGGAGAAACACCUACAGUAUCGUAUCGAUGGGAUCUACUAUUCACUGCAGAAGUUGGACGCGCGGUCACGCGCAUUGGGUGGAGCAAUGCACACCCAGCGUUGUAUGCCAACACUGUCGAGGGUGUGGUCAUCCUUCAUGAAGGUAACAUGCAGCGCGCUCUCUGCGGUGAUACAGCAGUAAUCCAAGUGCGACCUAAGACGCUUUCUAUUGAGAAGUUUCAAGAUGGAGCGCAGUCCGGUGUGACGAUCACACAAGCAACUCUAGAGGCGUCGCUGCGUGCCAAAGGGAUUUCGCAUGACGGGUCUACACUUGUCGUCUGGAACGGCUCGAAAGCAGAAGUAUACGAGAUGAAAGAUGGCGACGCGAAGCUCACAAACCAGUUCAAAUGCUUUUCAAGUGCGAUGGUACUUCGCGGAGAAUCCGUCUACCGGGCGAAUGGGAAUCAUGUUGAGAUAUGCAAUCUCGCCGGAGUGGUGAAGAACUCGAUCUCGUUCACGGAGGCUGAGGGACGGCCGGCGAUGCUGUCUCUUCAGAACAAAUUCCUUGCGGUGGGCACGGAUCGCGGUCUUUUGCGUGUUUUUGAUGUAUCCCGCCGUGACCCAAAGGCGUUGGGGAGUAUGGGUAACCUCCCCGAAGCUUAUGGUGACGAGACUAAGUCUGCUGUGAUGAGAUCCAUCUGUGUCAACUCGGACGGCACUCGAAUCUGCAUUCUGGCGGAUCGUGUCGAAGGCGCGUUGCGAAUGCGUGAACCAUUGAGCAAACUCUUCUUGUUCCAGACAGAUCUCAAUAUCUACCAGCAGUUCGACUUUGGCGCCUCUCGCUACCCAAACUCGGUUUUCUUCGAUCCUCAAGAACCUCGGUUGCUGAUCUGUGAGACUGCCAAGUCGGGCAACGAAAUCUCGACACCAGGAGCAAGUGGUGGAGCUGCUGGAAAUCGGCGUGACCCCAGCCCCGACGACGGCUUAGGAGCCGGUGGGGCUAGUGGCUCGCGGGGGAACUUGGUAUCGGACAAGGAAGUCACGAUAAUCUUCGCGUCAAAUGAGCACGGACUCCUCAUGCAGGAUAGUUUCGACCUGGAUCUGAAAUACACAGCGCUGCUGGGCAUUCAGGUACCCCGCGUGUACUUCGUGGCAAAGGUUGACAACGGCUCUUCAGAUGACGCCACCACAGUAGUGCACGUUGGCCGGACGAAGGCCAACAAUCCCGUCUCGAAAACUCCAACGAUUUACGAUACUGCGAGUUACCUGCGCACGCAGAUCAUGCGUGACUUCACCGGGCUAGAUAAGGUUAACAACGAAGCGAAGCAAGCUCUCAUCGACUUCUGCUACUUCAUGACGGUCGGGAACAUGGAUGAAGCGUACCGUUCAGUCAAGCUCAUCGAGAACCCCUCUGUUUGGGAGAACAUGGCUCGCAUGUGCGUGAAGACGAAGCGACUGGAUGUGGCUGAGGUGUGUCUCGGAAACAUGGGUCAUGCUCGAGGUGCAGCUGCAGUACAAGAGGCCAAGAAGGAACCUGAACUAGAAGUGGCAAUUGCCAUGGUCGCUAUCCAACUGGGAUUACGCGACGAUGCAGCUCGGCUGUAUCGCGAGUGCGGCCGCUAUGAUCUCCUUAACAAACUGUAUCAAGCGAGUGGUUACUGGAAGAAAGCUGUAGAUGUGGCAUCCAAACGCGACCGAAUCCACCUGAAAACGACGUAUCACGCGCUGGCACGACACUAUGAGGAAAUGGGCGAUCUCAAGGAGGCAAUGGAGGCUUACGAGGACGCCGGUACUCACCAAAAAGAUAUUCCUCGCAUGCUGUUCAAGCUGGGGAAGAUCGACUUGCUGCAGAAGUACGUGACUACGUCGAAUAACCGCGACUUGCUCAUUUGGUGGGCACAGUUUCAGGAGAGUCAGGGGCAGUUCGACGGAGCGGUGGAGAGUUACCAGCGCGCCAAGGACUAUUUGUCGAUCGUGCGUGUGCUGUGCUUCAAGAAGGACUUCCAGGCUGCUGCCAAAGUGGCACAGACAAGCGGGAAUCGGGCCGCGGCGUAUCAUUUGGCACGACAAUUUGAAGCGCACGACGAGAUCUCCAACGCUAUCCACUUCUUCGCCAGUGGAGGGUGCUACAACCAUGCAAUUCGUCUAGCUAAGGAGCAUCGCAUGGAUGCAGAUCUCAUGGGCUUCGCGCUGAUGAGUAAACCAAGCGAUAUGCUCGACUGUGCUGCGUACUUUGAGGAGCAACGCGAAAUGGAGAAGGCUGUGCAGCUCUAUCACAAAGGAGGCAAUGUGGCCAAGGCAUUGGACUUGUGCUUUCAGGCGCAACUUUUCGAGGAGUUACACCACCUCACGGACGAACUCAGUGGCUCCGGUAGUACUUCGCCAGCUAUCCUGAAGAAGUGCGCCGACUUUUUCAUUGCCAAUGGCCACUAUGCUAAGGCGGUGCACUUAUGCUUGAUCGGAAACCGUGUCGCUGAGGCACUGGAUGUGUGUAUGCAACACGACGUGAAGGUCACGGAAGAAAUGGCGGAAAAGAUGACCCCGCCGAAGGGCGACGACACAGCCUCGCCUGCGGACAAGAAGAGACGCACUGAGCUGCUUCUCAAGCUGGCGAAAUGCUGCAAACAGCAAGGCUCGUACCACUUGGCCACGAAGAAAUACACACAAGCCGGAAACAAACUCAAGGCCAUGAAGUGUCUGCUCAAGUCCGGCGACACUGAAAAGGUGGUGUUCUUCGCCAAUGUGUCGCGCAAUGCCCAAAUCUUCGUUCUCGCAGCCAACUACCUGCAGAAUCUGGAUUGGCGGAAGGACACCGAGAUCAUGAAGAAUAUCGUCGGCUUUUACACCAAGGCGCGUGCAUUCGAGCAGCUUGCAGCCUUCUACGCUGGCUGCGCACAGGUUGAGAUCGAGGAGUAUCGUGACUACGAGAAGGCAAUUUCUGCCCUGCAAGAAGCCGUGCAAGUCGUGUCCAAAUCUCGCGCUGACGGCAAAGACGCCUUGCUGAAGCGCUACGAAAAGCGUAUUCUGCUCAUUGAACAAUUUGUCAUCGCUCGUCAGCAAGCAAUGAACAACCCGAAGGAGAUGAUGGAGAUCGUCACAAAGUUGCUUGAGGAGCCUGGUAUCGAGGAGGCCAUCCGCGUGGGUGACGCGUAUGCUAUGCUGACGGAAGCGUACUACGAGGAAGGCGAGCUGAACAAGAGCUUCGAGACUAUGGAAGAGAUGAAGCGUAGGGGGCUCACGCUCAAGUCGUAUGUGGACCCGCGCGUGGUGGAGGCCGUGCAAGCAAAACUAGGUAUUUCUCUCGGGGACGACAGACGCCGCCGACCAUCACCGAGCGACUACAAGCAGGCCGCCCCAUCCAGUCGCCCUAGCUCACGUGAAGCCAAAUCAAGCCGCCCGAGUUCACGUGAGGAUCACUCAAGCCGCCCAGGCUCGCGCGAGACUCACAUCCGUCCAGGUUCACGCGAGGACAAAAUGGUGCGUCCUGACGACGAAGAGGUUGAGGACGAGAUGGAGGAAGACAUCGCCGAGGACGAAUAG